Molecule: messenger RNA, 3315 nt
Organism: Columba livia (rock pigeon)
Lineage: Eukaryota; Metazoa; Chordata; Aves; Columbiformes; Columbidae
Gene: TLE2
Product: TLE family member 2, transcriptional corepressor
Exons: 20
Coding region: 16-2793 (925 amino acids)
Biological process (GO): regulation of DNA-templated transcription; negative regulation of canonical Wnt signaling pathway
Cellular component (GO): nucleus; transcription regulator complex
Molecular function (GO): transcription corepressor activity; protein binding
Source: RefSeq, a predicted model, not a curated record
CGGGGCGCUUGGCCAAUGGGAAGGCAGCUCGGCGCGCCCCACGUGGGUGGGGGCCGCUCCCGCGGGUUCCCAUUGGCUGGCGGCCGGGGCGAUUGGCCGCACGGGCCAGGCCCCACGUGGAGCCGGCGCUGGCGCUCGUUCAUUGAUCGCGCUCCGCAGAGCGGCGGGCGGGGGCGCCGGGCCCGGCGGGGCGGGAGGGGGUGCGGGCCCGGUGCUGCCCGGUGCUGCGGGGCCCGCCGCAGUUCGGCCCGGCCCGCCCCGCCGCACGGGUGCGCGCCCGGGGCCGGGGCCAGCAGCGCGGACCUGAUCCGGAGCUGGGGAGCGUCCCCAGGCCCCGUCCUGAGCCUGCAUCGGGACCUGGAGCAGCAAGAGGGAUCCUGGGCCCGUUUGGUGCUAAAGAUGUUCCCGCAGAACCGGCCCCCGGCCCAUCUGCAGGCACCCUCGGCUGCCUCGGGAGCUGCUGUCGCUGCCAGCGCCAUCCCCAGCACCCCCCAAUCCCUCAAGCUGACCUACCCAGAGACACUGGACCGCAUCAAGGAGGAGUUCCAGUUCCUGCAGAACCAAUACCACAGCUUGAAGUUAGAAUGUGAAAAGCUGGCAACAGAAAAAACAGAAAUCCAGCGUCAUUAUGUCAUGUACUAUGAGAUGUCUUAUGGCCUGAACAUCGAGAUGCACAAACAGACGGAGAUCGCGAAGCGGCUGAACGUGAUCUGCGCCCAGCUCAUCCCGUUCCUGUCUCAGGAGCACCAGCAGCAGGUGGUCCAGGCCGUGGAGCGUGCGAAGCAGGUGACUAUGACCGACCUGAACGCGGCGAUCGGGCACCAGCUGCAGACCCAGCACCUCUCGCACCACGCUCCCCCCAUCCCCUUGACCCCCCACCCCUCCGGGAUGCAGCCCGCCAGCCUCGCCGGCAUCGGCAGCGCCCCGGGGCUGCUGGCGCUCUCUGGGGCGCUGGGGGCCCAGGCCCAGCUCCUUGCCAAAGAUGACCGAGGAGUCCACGACACCGAGCCCCGGGAGCGGGACCCCGGCCCCAGCUCCCUGGCGCUGCCCAACGGGGAGCGGGCACGAAGCAUCUCCGAGUACCUGAGCAGCAGCAAGAAGAGGAAGGUGGAGGAGAAGGACUUUGUUACAGACUACGGCAGCGACGCGGACAAAAGCGAAGACAACUUGGUGGUGGAUGAGGACCCGUCCUCCCCGCACAGCGUGCACUCCUACUCGUCCCGGGAGAACGCGGCGGAGAAGGUCCCGCUGGGGAGGAAGGAACCUGUCCCGCUCAGCCCAACCUCCAUGGCCUCCUCCAGCAGCACGUCCCCGUCCCGCAGCAAGGAUGCGCCCACGGUGGAGAAGGCAGGGACGCCCAGCCUGAAGUCCAGCACCCCCACCUCCCAGGGUGACGCCGCGGCCCCGGGCUCCAGCGCUGCCCAGUUUCGCCCCACCGCUGCCAAGGCCUCCGUGGACUCUCUGGGUGAGCUUGUCCUGAGCACUGGUCCCGCAGCCCCUGUGGGGACGGCCCUUGCCCUGUCCCUUCACGCCGCCUCUCCCCUGGCAGCCCUGGGCCUGAGGAACCCGCUGGGAAUGCAGAGCCCCUACUCAGCCGCCUUCAGCAUGGCCCACCCCGCGGUUAACGGGGACAUGGCCGGGACCGGUGCCUACGGCAGCCUCCACCUCAUGUCCCCGCAGCUCAACGGGGCUGCGGCCGCCGUGGGAGCCGGCAGCUACGGGCGCUCCCCCCUGGUGGGCUAUGACCCGCACCCCCACAUGCGUGUCCCGGGGUUGGCGGCCAGCAUGCCCGUGGGGACGUCAGGGAAACCCGCCUACUCGUUCCACGUCAGCGCCGACGGGCAGAUGCAGCCGGUGCCGUUCCCACCCGACGCCCUCAUCGGCUCCGGCAUCCCCCGGCACGCUCGGCAGCUGCACACCCUGACCCACGGCGAGGUGGUCUGCGCCGUCACCAUCAGCAACUCCACACAGCACGUCUACACUGGGGGCAAGGGCUGCGUGAAGGUGUGGGACGUGGCGCAGCCGGGCACCAAGACCGCUGUGGCUCAGCUGGACUGCCUGAACCGCGACAACUACAUCCGCUCCUGCAAGCUGCUGCCCGACGGCCGGAGCCUGAUCGUGGGGGGAGAGGCCAGCACCCUGUCCAUCUGGGACCUGGCGGCCCCCACGCCCCGCAUCAAGGCCGAGCUCACCUCCUCCGCCCCCGCCUGCUACGCCCUGGCCAUCAGCCCCGACGCCAAAGUCUGCUUCUCCUGCUGCAGCGACGGCAACAUCGUGGUGUGGGACCUGCAGAACCAGACCCUGGUCAGGCAGUUCCAAGGCCACACGGAUGGCGCCAGCUGCAUCGACAUCUCCAAUGAUGGCACCAAGCUGUGGACGGGGGGGCUGGACAACACGGUGCGGUGCUGGGACCUGCGCGAGGGGCGGCAGCUGCAGCAGCACGACUUCAGCUCCCAGAUCUUCUCCCUGGGGUACUGCCCCACGGGAGAGUGGCUGGCCGUGGGCAUGGAGAGCAGCAACGUGGAGAUCCUGCACGUCACCAAACCCGACAAGUACCAGCUGCACCUCCACGAGAGCUGCGUCCUCUCCCUCAAAUUCGCCUCCUGCGGGAAGUGGUUUGUGAGCACGGGGAAGGACAACCUGCUGAACGCCUGGCGCACGCCCUAUGGCGCCAGCAUCUUCCAGUCCAAGGAAACCUCCUCCGUCCUCAGCUGCGACGUCUCCACGGAUGACCAGUUCAUUGUGACCGGCUCGGGGGACAAGAAAGCCACAGUUUACGAGGUCAUUUACUGAGACUACGAGAGGUGCCAACUGCGGGGGGGCCCACGCCGCGUGGACCCGCAGACAUCCCCGCGAUGGAUGGACGGACGGACGGGCGGGCGGGCUCUCCCUGCCCUCCCGCUGACUUCCCAAAGAACGUGCAGCCCGUGGCCACGGCGGCCGAGCCUGGGGCGAGCGGCGAGGGCUGGGGUGGCCAUGGGCCCACGCCAGGCGUCGCGCGGGGAGGCGGCCGCUGCUGCUCGCAGCAAAGUGCCCGGGGAAUUUCUCCUUGUUUUGUUCUUUAUUUGUUGGUUUGUUUCUAAAUCUGGACUGAGGGAGCUGGGGAGACGGGGGGGCGGGUGGGUCCGGUGGUGUUAGGAAUUUUGGUUGGUUGGUUUUAACUUUUUGUUGUGUUUUGUUGGUUUGGUUUGGUGGGGUUGUUUUGGUUUUUUUGGUUAAGGUUCGGGGCCAGGCUGGGGAGGAUGGUCUCUGUCCUCAUGUCCCUCUGUGCCUCCUCCUAGGCUGUAUUUAAUAAUAAAACCAAACAAAACAGCA